AUGUUCGGAGGCAAUCAAGAUGAUUAUUGGUCAACACAAUUACGAAGACGAAAUAAUACACCUGUUAAUGCAUUACCACAACGUCCACAACGUGGGCAAUCUAAUAAUAAUAAUAAUAAUACACAACCAUUUGAAGUUAAUCCAAAUAAUGGACAACCACAACGACCACCACCAUCAUCAACAACAUCAACAUUUAGACGUCGUCAACAUCGUCAAGGUCAAGGACAAAGACAAAAUCGUCUAAAUAAUAACAAUAAUAAUAAUCGAUUUGCUAUACUUGCUGAUGACGAUGAAAUUAAUAAUAAUAAUGAUGAUAAUCAAAUUGAAGAAGAAGAAGAAGAAGAACAACAACAACAACAACAACCAUUAUCAUUAAAUAAAAAGAAUAAGUUUAAGAAGAAGACGAAAAAAUCUUCAUUCUAUCUUUCAUAUGAUCAAAUUUUUAAAUAUAUCAGUCAAUAUCAACCAAAUCCAAAUUUAAAUUCAACAACAACAACAACAAACCAAGAUCCAAGAAAAUAUAAGAAAUUAAAUGAUGAUUCUAAUUUUUGGGCCAAAGAAAUUAUUAAUCGUACUCGUGGACGUGAUAAUAUUGAAAUUAAACGUUUUGUCGAUAAGAAAAUCAAUUAUUUUCAAUCAAAAAUCGAUGAAUGUAUAGCAAUAAUUUCAAAUUUACAAAUUGAAUUUAGUCAAUUUUGGACACAAAUAGCAUCACGUCGUAAAGAAUCAAGAAUUCCAACUCGUGGUGUUACACCAAGUUAUUCACGUCCUUCAUUUGAUUUCGAUAAAAUGGAUACAACAUUAACUGAUUACAUUAAUCAACAUACUAAACAUAUUGUUAAAAAUUGUAAAGUACGUCUUGAAAUUGCAAAUGCACAAAAAGAAGAAUAUCAAGCUCUUAAAAAUUUUGAAACAAUUACAAAAAAGAAAUCAUUAUGGAAUACUCAUUUGAUCUUGAAACCAAAAUUAAAAAAUUGGUUUAUUAAAAGUAAAAAUUUCCAUAUUAUACAACGACGUAUCGAAUACAAUCUAUUACCUAAAUUUAUUACAAAAAAUAAUUUUUCAUUUAAAUUUGAUACUCAAGCAUUUCAACAAGAAGAUAUUCAACCUAUUUAUAAUGAAAUGCAUCAAAUAACAAAUUCAUUUCAAAAUAAAUCAAUGCAAUUCUAUUAUCAAAUAGCUACUCGUGAGCUAAAUAAUGUUAAAGAUGAAAUUGAUAUUAUCAUUGAAAAUUGUCGACCAAAAUUACCUUUAUUAGAUCAAAAUGUUAUUAUAAGUGAAGGUCUUGAUGGUCAACCAACUGAAGACGAACAUAAUAAUAAUGAUAAUAUUCAUAUAGAUUAUAAAAAAUGUUAUGAAGCAUUUGAAAAUUAUUAUAAAUUAUCUAUGAAACGUUAUCAAUUAGAAGCUGAACAAUCCUCUAAUUCUUCCUCCUCCUACAACAACAACUAUGGACUUUUAAGUCCAAAUAUAAUAAAUGAAGCACCACAUAUACAACUAACCGAGGAUGAACAACAUAUACUUAAAUUAGGUCCUCGAUUUAUAUUCGAUGAUCCGAAAACAGCAUCUAAACGACGUACAAAUGAAUUGGCUACUCUAAGAAAUAAGUUAGAAAAACGUUUCUACGAAAAUAAAGUUAAGCCUGGUCGUCCUGUUCAAUUAUUUAUAGAUGAAUUAGAUGUAUUUCUUCAAAAUUAUCAUAAUAUUAAAGAAAUUAAUCCUCAUAUUCAACCGAAGAAACAUAAUUUUAAUCGAAUUGUUAAAAGAUUAAAAUAUAAAUUUCGUUCGGCUAAUGUUAUAUUAAGAAAAACUGAUAAAUCAAAGGUGUUUCAUUUAGCUACAAAACAACAUUAUCAAGAAAAAUCAGAUGAAUAUAUGAAUCGUACACAAGCUUAUAAAUGUCUUAAUGAUCAAGAUCCAUUACCAGAUCUUAUACAACCUACCAAUAGAUAUUUAUUAGAUUUACGUUUAGCUCAUUGGAUAAAUCAAAAAUAUUAUGAGCAAUUAUAUAUUAAAACAGAUGAAGUUAAAUUAGCUCAUCUAUAUUAUCUCCCAAAAGCACAUAAACCAGGUACACCACUUCGACCAAUUAUUUCUGGUUUAAAAUAUCCUACAAUAAAAAUAUCAAAGUUUCUUGAUGAUAUGUUAAGACCAUUGUUUAAUCAAAUAGCUUCAAAAACCACAGUAACAAGUGGCUUUGAAUUACUUCAAAAACUUCAACAAUGGUCUACAACUAAUCUUAAACAAGAAACAAUAUUUUGUACAAAUGAUGUAGUUGAUCUUUUUACCAUGAUUCCACAAGUUGGAGGUGUCUUAGCAUUAAGAAAAAUGUUAAUCCAUUUAAAAUUGAAAGAAGUGAAUGGAUUAAAAAUCGAAACAAUUAUACGUUUGGCUAGAUUCGUAAUACAAAAUAAUUAUUUUAAAUAUAAUAGCAAAUUUUAUCAUCAAGUUAGAGGUGGAGCUAUGGGUUCUCCAUUAACAUUGACUAUAGCUAAUUGUUAUAUGUUCUUUUUUGAACAAGAUAUUGCUCGACAAAUUAAAAAUAGUCAUGGUUUAUAUAUUCGUUAUAUUGAUGAUAUUUAUAUUGCUAUUAACUGGCCAAAACAUCAUCUUAUUAAACAAAUUGAUCGAUGGAAUGGUUUUGAUUCCAACAUUAAAUUAUCAGCUAACAUCAAUUUAUUUGCUGAUUUCUUGGAUUUACAUAUGGAAAAUAGGAAUGGUAUUUUACUUACUUCAGUAUUUCAUAAACCAUCCUAUGAACCAUAUUAUUUACCGUUCUACAGUGUCCAUCCGUUACAUAUGAAGAAGAACAUACCAUUUGCUAUGUUAAUUCGUGGAAUUAGGUAUUGUUCAACUUUUGAAGCUUAUCUACAUGAACGGGAUCAACUAAGAUUGGCACUACUUCUCAAUCAAUAUCCAAUUAAAUUUAUCGAUCAAGAAUUUAAUCAUGUUUUUUAUAAAUUUGAUAUUCAUCAGCCAUUAACUUCAAAUAAUUAUAAUGAUAUUCGUCAACUAAUUUUAAAUAGUCCAAAAAAUAUCAAACAACCAGUUAAUUAUGGUCAAUCAAUGUUCUUUCAUUUUACUUAUUGUUCCAAUAUGAAAACAUUUCCUCGAAAAUUUCGUGAAUUAUGGAACAAAUACUUUUCUGAAUCACCAAUUAAUGACAUUAUUCCAAUGUUAGGCACUCGUAAUGUCCCAAAUUUAAAUUUACGUCUUGUGCAGACACGUAAUUCGUAA
Molecule: messenger RNA, 3237 nt
Organism: Adineta ricciae
Lineage: Eukaryota; Metazoa; Rotifera; Eurotatoria; Adinetida; Adinetidae
Source: the annotation of a GenBank genome assembly